AUACAAUAAUGGUUCAUAAGGUUAUGCGUCAAGUAGAAUAAGCAAUUUACUAUUAUAAUCUAUCUAUGGCCAUGUAUGACAAAUACCCAAAUUAUAAAUAACAGUUUACAUCGGUCUGUCAGCCGAGUUGCACGGAUAGCUUAGUAAUUUGCCGCGAAAAUGUUGCGGCGCAUAGUAAUUUUUAACGCGUUUUGCGUAUUUUUUGCGGCCAGUUACAUAGUAGUACCGGGCCCAGCUUAUCCGGCAACGAAAGGGGAAAUUUGGCCAAAACCUCAACAGGAAACAAAAGAAUGGACUUAUUAUAAAUUAUCACCUGCGGUUUUUAAAUUUACGGUAAAAGGAAAAACAUGCGACAUAUUGAAAGCUGCGAUAGAACGUUACACUAGUGUGUUAAGAACAACGCACCAUAUAGCCUGGAAACACACUAAGAAGACAUGGAAAAAAGUCGAGUCUCGAUCUACGGCAGCAGACCCCGACUUCAAGGGGGCCCUGCAAGAACUCCAAAUAAAUCUGCUGGCACCGUGCGAAGUCUAUCCGCACUUGGAAAUGAACGAAAAAUAUAGCCUCAAAGUAUCUGGUAUAUCGAAACUUGAAAGUGAUUCCAUAUGGGGCAUAUUAAGAGGAAUGGAGAGUUUCGCUCAACUAUUCUACAUGGCGAAAGGAUACAAAGACGUUCUUAUUAAUGCAACACAAAUCGUCGACUUCCCAAGAUACACGUAUCGGGGGCUUCUUAUUGACACAUCACGGCAUUACAUCACAGUGGCAAAUAUCCUCAAAACUUUGGAUGCCAUGGAAAUGAACAAGAUGAACGUUUUACACUGGCAUAUAGUUGACGACCAAAGUUUUCCCUACCAAAGCGAGAAAUUCCCCCAAUUGAGUUUACAAGGCGCAUACGAUCCUUCCAUGGUAUACACUAAAACAAACAUCAUCCAAAUAGUGUCCUACGCUCGGGACCGCGGCAUACGCGUUCUUCCUGAAUUCGACGUGCCUGGACACACGAGAUCCUGGGGCGUGGCCUACCCAUCGAUUCUGACAAAAUGUUAUCAGUAUGGACAGGUGGUUGGCCUAGGUCCGAUGGAUCCAACAAACAACGUCACGUACAAACUGAUCGGCGAUCUGUUCCGGGAAGUACAGGAAAGGUUCCCUGAUAAAUAUUUCCAUCUCGGAGGCGACGAGGUUGCCAUGGAGUGCUGGUCAUCAAACCCCGAUUUAAUCAAUUUUAUGUCAGAGCAUAACAUGACUAAGCCAAGCGAAUUGCACGCUUAUUUCAUGACGAAAGUUAUUCCUCUGCUAGGACAAAAGUCAAAGCCUAUUGUGUGGCAAGAAGUCUUCGAUGAAGGUGUCAAACUACCAAGUGAUACGAUAGUGCAAGUCUGGAAAACAGUUGGAGCACAAGACAUGAUUCCAAUCCUGUCAGCUGGUCACAAGUUGAUAUACUCAUCUUCAUGGUAUCUGGACUACCUAGCUAACGGCGGUGACUGGAACAAAUUCUACGCAGCUGAUCCCCGACAAAUGAUUCCAAAGCACUACCAGGACUUGGAUCUGAACAACAUCCUGGGUGGAGAGGCUUGCAUGUGGGGUGAAUCUGUUGAUGACAGGAAUUUAAUAAGCAGGGUGUGGCCACGUGCGAGUGCGGUAGCUGAAAAACUUUGGAGUGCUGAACAGCCGCGGUACAAUUACUACAAAAGCAGCGUCGUAGAGGUUAGCUGCCGGCUCGAAGAACACGCGUGCCGUAUGAACCGACGAGGCGUGCACGCACAACCCCCCAACGGACCAGGAUUCUGCAUCGCCUAAACUAUUUUUACGACUGUCUACAUGACUUUAAGAUACUUUUACUUUGUUAAGAUUAUUACGUUUAGAAUCCAAAGGUUGUAUUAAAGAAUGUUUUCUUCUGAAUAUUUUAUUUGUAAACUUAUACUUACUUAUCUAGAAACUUUUUUUUAUUAUACGUAAUUUUAGGUUGGCUUCACAAAAUCUUACGAAAGAUGAAGAAACGUAAAUCACUGGCCUGAUGAAUGCGUUCUCGAUUUUCUUUUUUAAGCGUUUUUAGUUUCGUUUGUUAUACAUGACUACCU
This is a messenger RNA of Trichoplusia ni (cabbage looper), 2075 nucleotides long. It is a transcript of the gene GlcNAcase3, whose product is annotated as beta-hexosaminidase subunit beta-like. Gene Ontology annotation, cellular component: membrane. The transcript has 10 exons. Gene Ontology annotation, biological process: carbohydrate metabolic process; glycosaminoglycan metabolic process; ganglioside catabolic process. NCBI's taxonomy places the organism in Eukaryota, Metazoa, Arthropoda, Insecta, Lepidoptera, Noctuidae. The record is from RefSeq and is a predicted model, not a curated record. Gene Ontology annotation, molecular function: beta-N-acetylhexosaminidase activity. Bases 160 to 1794 code for a protein of 544 amino acids.